This is a messenger RNA of Cuculus canorus (common cuckoo), 7081 nucleotides long. It is a transcript of the gene NPPC, whose product is annotated as natriuretic peptide C. Lineage: Eukaryota; Metazoa; Chordata; Aves; Cuculiformes; Cuculidae. The transcript has 3 exons. The record is from RefSeq and is a predicted model, not a curated record. The coding region runs from base 124 to 483 and encodes 119 amino acids. Gene Ontology annotation, molecular function: hormone receptor binding; hormone activity. Gene Ontology annotation, biological process: receptor guanylyl cyclase signaling pathway; cGMP biosynthetic process. Gene Ontology annotation, cellular component: extracellular region.
CGCAGGCGGCAGGAGGGACCUCGGGGCUCCGCUCUGAACUUUGACUGCUAUCAGUCCCAGCCUCUCCCCGGGGCUCCCCUUGGCUCCCCGCUUCUCCGGCUCCUCUCUGCUCAGCCUCGCAGGAUGCAGAUCUCACCCUUGCUGGCUGGUGGACUCUUACUUGCUCUGCUCUGCGUCAGACUGGAGGCGAAGCCGGCAUCUCAGCUCCCACAGAAGGCAUCCCGCGGCUCGGCGGCGGCGGCGGGCCCGCCCGAGGCGGCGCCGGAGCGGGAGAAGGAGCGGGAGAAGGAGCGGAGCGGCGGCCCCGGCCCGCGGGAGGCGCGGGAGGCGCGGGGCGAGGUGCGGGCGCGGGCGGGCUGGGCGCGGCUGCUGCAGGACCCGCCGGGCCGCCGCCACAAGGGCCUCCACAAGAAGGGCCUGGGCAAGGGCUGCUUCGGGCUCAAGCUGGACCGUAUCGGCGCCAUGAGCGGGCUGGGAUGCUGAGGGACCCCUGGCGGGCUUUGAAUCCGUAGUCCAUUUUCUCCUACCGUGGCCAGGCACGGCCAUCCCCCAGGCAACGCCUAGAAGAGCAGAGACCCUCCCCGGAACGGACAAAAGAUGUGGCUGUGUUUUUCUUUUUGGUACGAGGAGUCAUGGCACCAGCUGUGUUGGUUUUGUUAUUUUUAAAAAAGUGCUCUCUAUCUUAUAUAUAUUAUAUAUACAAACACUCACCAAGACAAGGGACAGUGCUUUUCCAAGAGACUGAUGAAGCCAGCUGUAUAAUGUUGCUGUUUGUAAAUUCAUGUCAUGCAUAAAUGUAUUUAUGUUGUAAAGCUAUUUAUAUAUUGUUUAUAAAGAGAUAUUUAUAAAGAAAUUAUUUAUGUAACUAAACGAAAAGUCAAGCAUUGUAACAUUUUUUGUCCUAAGUAGUUGAAAAACUUAAAAAAAAAAAAAUCAUUCCGUGUGGCAUUUUGUAACCUGUCUUUAUUUAUCAAAUUCACGUACAAUUAAAUGUCAGAUUGACUGGUUGUAACAGAGUUAAAGAAGAACUUGUUCAGAUGUUUUAGAAAAGUCAGGAGCAAGAGAAAGGCCGGCUGAUAUUUCAAGCUUUGAUCCCAUAUGCAAAAGUAAACUUGUGCCUCCCAAUCCUGUGAUGCUCCUAUGGACCGAAUCCUGCCUGGUGCUGCACGCAGCUGCAAGCCUCUGAGGGACUCGACUGAACUCCCUGGGACAGCAUGCGGCCUUGGGCAACUCAUCCAUCACCCAGAUUGGAAUGGCACCCAUGGAAAUAAGCCUAUCAUGUUCAACAGCCUAGACUCGCAUUGAUAGCAGCGCAACAAGAGCAGCGUUUGGCCUAGGCCACUUUUAACCGCUUCCAGGCUGUGGGUUUGGGUCCAAAUUUCAUCCCAUAACUAUAGCUUUAUCACUGGGCACCGUACAGAGAUGCGUUCCCUGCUGACAGCAACAAAGAGACCGCGCUGGAUCUGGCCCCUGGCUGCGUUAGUGGGAACAGAGCUUUAUGUCGGAAUUGCUGUUGUUUGAGGAUCCAGCAGCUCACUAAGUAUCUUCUUGAUAUUCUCACUCACCAGGCCUUCGCUGCUAAGCUGUAAAGUCCCUUCCUCCAGCAGAGAUUUAUUUAAUUGUGCCUGGGACAAUACACGGACAGACCAAAAUAUACCGAGGGCUGCCUGGUAAGGAUUCACGGACACCGCUGUUGCUACAGCUUCUUGCUAUGUAAAGUGCAUGAAAUAAAUUGUUAAAACGACUCGGAGCUCUAAAGGAAACAGCAAGGAAGGGGGCGGGGAGUGCAGCAAACACACAAACUUCAGCAUGAAGGUUCUUUGGUCUCACUCUUCAAAGAGGCCUUAGAAAAAAAGAGUGGCAGGCGCCCAGCCCAGCCGUGACAGGAGUCACAAAUUACGCCCUGACCAUUGUAGUGGGCUGGGAAACAACGAGCAUUAUGUUCUGCUGGGCUCCAGUGCCUAGGACAGGGCAAAAAGAAAGUCACCAAGACCUAGAGGCUAAGAGAUCCUUUUGCUUAGCAACCACCAGGAAACCAUAGAAACCUCCAGCCAGAUUCUCCCCAACUGUUAGAGAACAUUAGGCUCACAGAACAAGAGGAUCCAGGCACCCAAAAGCUAAAUCAUCAGGUUAGGAGCGCGCAUGUGACGUUUCUAGCUUUGUAUGAGUAAGGUUUCCGUCAGAGACAGGUACCCACCUUGUGGUGCCCAGAGUCCACCUGGAUGGGGAGCAGCAGCUGACAGACCACGUAAGAAGUUGCCUAUGGGGAACAAAAUCAAGACCCUGGGAGGGAGGCAGGACGGGCAGGUGGCAGCUUGUGCACUGCCUCGGGGUAAGCCAAAGCCCUCCAGAAAUGUCCCUAGGUAAUGGCAACCACCGUCAGGGCUCUGUAAGACAAACACAACACUUGUGAAGGCCACCCUACUGGCUCCACACAUCUUUAGAGGGAAGGAGGGGCUGUGCCAGGAGCUCCUAAAGAGAUGUCCAUCAGAGGGGACUGUCCACUGUCACCCAGCAAACCUAAGGGACAAUAAAGAAUCAUUUACUGUCCAGAUCUUGCACAGGUCUGAACAGCAGUGUAAAGAGAUAGUUCUUCAGAUCCUCCUCAGGGUCCUGGUCCUUGAGCAUGAAGCCAGAGUAGUGACCACAGAGUGCCAGGCUGCGACUAAAGUGGGGCCAAUUCCCCUUCCAGCUUUGGCUUCUUGCUGCAAAACCAGAGCUGGAAUGAAACCAUCUGCUAGAUGACAGGGAGCUUCUCCUCAACAGAGCAGGAGGAACUGUCUCAGGAAUUCAGUCCCCCAAAUUUGACAACUUAUGUGAGGCACAACACGAGCUCAGGUCAGAGGAGAUCUCAGAGAUCACAGUCUGAGGAUGCGCAUGGUCUUGAUUUCUGUUCCUCCUCUGCAGUGUAGUCUGAGGGGAAAAGCACAGGUUCCUUCCAUCCACCAGGCUUUAUGGAAAAGAGCAAGUCCAAGGAAAAGGACAAAGUUUCAUUGCAAAAGGACACCGGUUUGGCAGAAGGACAACGACUGGAGCGAGGGCUCCCUGUGCAGAGGGAAGUGGUAACAGCUUGUCUCCUUGCUUUGCUGCUUCUGCUCUGACAGGGAUAAGUCACCCUGUUCCUCAGCAUGCUGGUUUCCCACCUGUGGGACAGAAACAUCAUGCCCACGUGAGGGUGAGAGUGCAUGUGCAAGAGAGAAGGCAGCACUGAGGGUGAAAGAGCACUUGGGAAAACUUUCAGAUCCACUCAACUCUAGCACCCACAUGGCACAGCCAGACCAGUGGGUCUGAUGGGCAGAGUGGCAUUGCGAGCAGAGGUCAGUUUUCAAAGCGCUGACAAGCACCUUCCUCGGUUCGUCAGACAGGCCAGAAUGGGAAAUGGAAACAGCUCAUUAGAGCACAGCGAGCACCUGAUAAAGCCACAGUUGGGUUUCCCUGACAGGGGCUCAGUAGGAAACAAGGCCAGCAGGAAAGAGAGGGGCCACAGGAAUCUAAUUAAGAGGGGAGAAGGCCUCACGUGCAGAGGAAAACAAAUUGAUCUCGCAUCACUGCCUCCCUUGUGGGCCAGCUAGGUCAAACCCUUGUGACAUCCAGUAAAAGGAUCCAGGCCCAACACUGGAAAACUCCUUUGCCACAUCCCAGCCUGGAGACGGCAUAACUGAACAGCAAGAGCUGUCCUAGAUGCAAGCUGCAGCCUUCGAAGGAGGUGGCAUCUGAUGUCUCAACAGUGGAUUAGGAGAACAGCAUUUCACAGAGGUGUAUACACACACCUGGAAGUGAGGGGGUGUGUCCCAGGCUCCUCUGCCCACAUUCAGGCCAAACUAGCACCUACGGGACCUAAGCAUUUCCUGCUCUACCCACUGAAUGAGUAGGAGUCACAUUCAGCUUCCAAGUGGGAAUGCUUGUGACAUGACAUAGGAGCAGCCUUCAUUUCCCCUCUCCAAGAGCUAUUCCUAGCAUAAGAUGAGCCAUAGGCCCAGCCUGAAAAAGCACAUUGCUCUCUAGUGAAAAAGGACAAGAGUUUUCUCCAGCACUGUUGUACAAGUGCCUUGCAAAGCCCAAACAGGGCAGAGCAGAUCUUGGAGCUCCCAUAACAGGGACACAGUUGUGGGAAAUCAGUUCUGUUCCCCCCAUCCACAUCACAUGUUCUUCCCUGGUACCCUUAAUACAACUUUUCCAAGGUGUUUCUUGCUGAAGGGUUACAACACCCAGCUCCAGUGACACCAAAUCCCAAACCAAUGGAGAGAAAGAAAAGCACAGAGCCCCAGAGCAGGAGAGUAGUGGAAUUUUCCAGCUGGAAAAGGACUAGAGGCAUUAAGCAGGGACUGCUGGAUGCAGCAGCACACAUGCCUCUGCCACUUGCUCUAGGACUUCUGCAAGCAUGGGCUGCUUCCCUCAGAGCGCAGAAAAACAAAGGGAAGGGAUCACAGGGCAUCUUCCAGAGGGAGCCUGCGUUUGACACAAGGGCGAGUUGAAAACAAGAAGGGAAUUGAAUUUGGGCCCCUUCUCGUCAGUCAGCAACUAACCUUGUCAGAAGAGAUGGCAGCACUAACCGAAUCAGGCAAUUCAUUAGGUUGGGGCACACAGCAAAAGCCCACGCUCUCUGCAGCUGAACUACAGUGAGAAUCCAGGGUAAUGAGUUGCAAACCGCCUUUGUAAAUAACACUUCUGCCGUGACUCUGGCAGGCUGGGAAAGGAGCUAAUAGGAAAAAUCAUUAGAUAGCAUCCCUUUGAUAUUGUUGAAUACGUCACAGGCUAUUUUUUCUGCCCCCUCCAUAAUUAACCUGGCAAAUUACCCAUAAUACUCCAGGCUGAUAUUCCCACGGUGGACUACCUUAUUUGCAUCAGGGGAAAAGAAGGGUACAGUACAUGGAAGAUGACUUGUAGAAAAGCUUAAAAGGCUUUAAAGAUUGCCCCCUCCCAUACACAUGCAUCUUCUUCAGUUCCAUCAGCAACGAAGCUCUGCCCAGCCAGAAGACAAAAGCACUUUACAAAGCUCUGUCACAAAGUCAGCACGUAAGAGAGAAGCUGUCCUGGGAAAUGCGGCUGUGGAGCAGCUGAUUUGCCCAAGGUUACUUUGUGCAGCUGUAGCAGAGCUGGAAUAGGACACAGUUCUGUGCUUUGCCACUUAUUUCUAACACUGUCCUUGUCCUUGAUUUCCAUUACGCUAAACCAGGCAACAGACUGCGCCUCCCUAGAUGCAGAACAGCUCUGAGGAGCAAUGCCUACCCACCUGGCUUGUCUGCCAGCAAGGAAAGGUGUCAUCUCACAGUCAUGAUGUAAAAGGAAUAGCAUCACAGCUGGCAGGUGAUCUUGUAGGAACUGGUGCUCUCUAACAGCUGCGAAGGUGACAAUGAAACACCAAGACAUUACUUAUUGCAUCUGCACAAGGCAGCCUUAGGACUGAGCUGAUCAUGAGACAGUAACAUCAGGGCUGGUGAGAUCAACAGCAUCUUCAGGAAGAGUCUGUAGGGCUAGACAGCACUGCUUCCAAACUACAUAAAGAUAUGGCCUUAUGGUUCGAAAAACUCAAAAUAAUCACAAAAAGGACAAUCUCUGAUGGCGCAAGGCUUCACUUACCCACCACAAUCAGCUCUUUUGGAAACACAGGGUAUAACAUGUGCAUGAGCAUUUGAAAAAUGUCCUAAUAAUACUGAGAUUCACAAGCUUCUAUAGGAGACCCAGAACUGUGGAAGGGUGUCCUAUGUUCUAGCAAAAUUAUAUCAAGCGAUGACUAUCGGCAUGAACUCUUCUGUGCUCUGCGGGGAAAUACACAUUUCAGGACUGUUAAACGACAUUACGGCACCCUAUUACUACCUAAGAACUUCCAGUGUGCAUGUUCAUUUGCUAGGGGGGCACAACGUGUAGUCUUCUUGAUAAGAAAAAGCCAUGGUCACAACUAUCACACUCAGGCAAUUUGCAGCCUGUAGCAAAUACACCAGGGCAUCCUGCAAGGUCUACACGCUGUGGGAAAAAGAAGCAUGCAUGCCUGUGCAGAGACAGGGAGCAAAGUGCUGCUGUGCCUAACCCUUUGCCUGGUUCACUAACCAGAGACGGAGGUACCACCACAGUGCCAGUAAGAAGCAGGGUACAGCUCAUCAGGCUAGGAGUAAAUACGCCCUCUCCUCAGAGCACACACCUCUAGCUUCAAUCACUUACCUCUGGUAGCUCUGUGGCAGGGCCAAACUUGAUGAAACACCAGCAAAAUGUCAACGGUGCCUGAAAGACACUGACCUUCACCACAGAGCAGAGUGAAACAAUGACAUAUUUCUAAAAUCUCUACUGAGAAAUUCCAUCAGGCUGUCAGGUUAGAAUUCCGUAACAAAAAUACAAGGUUGAGGUUACGAGGAGGAACUGAAAUCACUCUAAACUUUAGUUUACCUUUCUUGAUGCCCUUGGGUUACUGUCAGAUUACACAAAAAUAAGCUAGACAGAUUCACAUUUUGGUUCCCUUGCAUUAGGUCAAAUGCUAUAAAGGACUUGGGGGGCAGAACCAACAGAAAACUUUGUAUGUGAGCAGGUGCCAGGGAUGUAGAUAGUUGGGUCUGGAUACUUGUGAGGUGGGUUCUUUUAUUUCUCCAUUAUUCAGAGUAAUGAAUAUUCUAUAUAUCUCUAUUGCAAAGUUUACAACAGGCUCAGAUACUGAAGUAAAACAGCAGCACCACUGCACCUAGGAAUGUAUUUGUUUUGACUGUUUCACCCCAGGAGAAGGAGGGCUUUACACGGUUUUCAAAAUCAGACUCUCUACACAGGUUAGACACACUCCUACAAACCUGUACAGAACUGAAAGUUCAUGAAAAGUCCCUUUUACCCACGUGAUUUGUUACAUUCUAAUACAGCUAUCAAAGUUGAUGGCACUCUCCCUUCUGCAUCCCCUGCAAAGAACAAGCCCUGCCUCCUUUUUCCAUGUACAGACCAAUGCAUUUUUCCCUCACAUGAUAAGCAGAACACUAAAACCAAAAACAUCCACUGGAUUCUGUAUCACUUUCCAUUUUUCCAGGAACAGAAAGUUCUUCAGCAAAAUUCACUUUGCAGGGCUGGUGGGAAAAUGGCCAUCUCUUACCAAGACUCUCUUCUAUGG